Molecule: messenger RNA, 2009 nt
Organism: Humulus lupulus (European hop)
Lineage: Eukaryota; Viridiplantae; Streptophyta; Magnoliopsida; Rosales; Cannabaceae
Product: phospholipase A1-Igamma3, chloroplastic
Exons: 1
Coding region: 147-1799 (550 amino acids)
Biological process (GO): lipid metabolic process
Molecular function (GO): glycerophospholipase activity
Source: RefSeq, a predicted model, not a curated record
AUUUCAUUUUUUUCAUAUUGAUUUGAUAUCACUUGUUUUUCUAUAGUACCAUCUCUCUUCUUCUUGAUCUCUUAUCGAAACAAUAUAUUUUUAGGUUUUUUUUUAAUUUUUUAAUUCAAAAAAAAAAAGAAAAAAAAAACAGAAUCAUGGCAUCUUCUUUCUCACUCUUUCUCCACAAAAAUCUCAGACAUAAUCCGAUUCCGAUGACCACCCUUAACUCUUCAUUUAACUGUAAUAACAGCUUCUUAGCAAGAUACAGAAACAAUCUCAGAACAACAACUACAACCAAAGCUCCUUCUUUGAGCAUUAUCGCGUGUUCAUCAUUACCACCAUCAUCUUCAUCGUCAUCACUCUCAAAAACCCUUUUAAGCCCUGAUCAGUUAAAGGUCGACCACCAUCAUCAUCGAGAUCACGAUCACGAUCACGAUCACGAUGAACAUUACGAUCUGGUUUACGACGAGGACGAGAGGGAACUGAGUGAAAUAUGGAGAGAGAUUCAAGGUUCGAACAACUGGGAAGGUCUACUGGACCCUUUGAACUCUCAUCUCCGGCAGGAAAUAAUCCGGUACGGCGAGUUCUCCCAAGCCAGCUACGACUCCUUCGACUUCGACCCUCACUCCAAGUACUGCGGCACCUGUAAAUACCAAGGAGCCCAUUUCUUCGAACGCCUCGACAUGGCUGACCGUGGCUACCAAAUCAGUCGAUACCUCUACGCCACCUCGAACAUCAACCUCCCAAACUUCUUCCAGAAAUCGAAGAUGAGCAGCGUUUGGAGCACACACGCCAACUGGAUGGGAUACGUCGCCGUUUCGACCGACGACUCCGAGACCGCCAGGCUCGGCCGCCGUGACAUCCUCAUCGCCUGGAGAGGAACCGUCACUUACCUCGAGUGGUUAUGCGACCUCAAGGAUAUUCUCCGUCCGGCAGAGUUCGGAACCGAUCCGACGGUCAAGAUCGAGUCCGGUUUCUACGAUCUCUACACCAAGAAAGAACGCGGUUGCAAGUACUGCUCGUUCUCGGCGCGUGAGCAAGUACUCGCGGAGGUUAAACGUCUGUUGGAGUAUUACGACGGUGCAGAGAUUAGCAUCACCGUCACCGGUCACAGCCUAGGCGCGGCUCUUGCUUUGAUAAGCGCGUACGACAUAGCCGAAGUUGGGCUAAACGACGUCGUUGGUGACGGUGACAACUCUUCUAAAAUCCCAGUCACCGUGUUCUCCUUCGCCGGGCCGAGAGUAGGGAACCUGAAAUUCAAAGUACGGUGCGAAGAGCUGGGAGUCAAAGUACUGAGAAUAGUCAACGUUCACGACGUGGUCCCGACGGUGCCGGGGAUAGUAACGAACGAGAAGUUUCAGUUCCAGAAGUACAUCGAGGAAGCGAUGUCGUUUCCAUGGAGUUACGCACACGUGGGAGUGGAGCUCGCUGUGGACCACACCAAAAGCCCAUUUCUGAAGCCCAAUAAGGAUCCGGGCUCGGCCCAUAAUCUCGAGGCCCUAUUGCACUUGGUGGAUGGGUACCACGGCAAGGGACGGCGGUUCCGGCUGGCCACGAAGAGAGACGUAGCGCUCGUGAACAAGAACUGUGAUCUUUUGAGAGGAGAAUAUGGUGUGCCGCCAAACUGGCGGCAAGACGAGAAUAAAGGGAUGGUACGGAACAGCGAUGGGCGGUGGGUGUUGCCGGAGCGGCCGAGGUUGGAGGGCCACCCGCCGGACAUGGCGGAGCAUUUGAAGAAAGUCCUUACUAGGAAUAUUAAUGAGGAUAAUGGUAGUAGUAAUGGGGCACAGCAGUUGGGUUCGGCUUGAUUAAUUAAAUCUAACAAACUCAAGUUAAUUAUAUAAUUAAGUGUUUAGUCACUAAUUUUCUUGUUUUAAAUAUAUAAAUAUAUAUAUGAGAUUGAAUCAUGUGUUCUUGGUGUUUAAUUAUAUUCUCUUGUGAAGUGAUACAAGAGAUCUAGCUAUUGUCCUUUUCACUUGUUUUGCAUUCUUGAAAAUGCCAAUUAUAUAUUCUUAUUA